This is a messenger RNA of Aspergillus versicolor CBS 583.65, 468 nucleotides long. RefSeq lists its product as uncharacterized. NCBI's taxonomy places the organism in Eukaryota, Fungi, Ascomycota, Eurotiomycetes, Eurotiales, Aspergillaceae. The annotation marks the transcript as partial. The transcript has a single exon. The record is from RefSeq and is a predicted model, not a curated record.
AACGAACUCUACAGCAUGAGAGGUUUCAAACUAGGGUCUUCCUUUUUCAUGAUCUCCCUGCGAUGAUGGUCUACUGCACCGGUGUCUCAUUUUCCCAGGUGGCCUUCUUUGCUGCCCUUUUCUCCCUUUUGUCCAUACAAGCCGUCCAUCCUAUAGUUCCACUACUACGGCCAAUCUCAUUCGAGAGCGCCGAGAAACAGAAUCCUAAAGUCAAUAACUAUAACACGUCAAACAAUAUACGGUUUAUUUGUAAGGUGGUUGAAUAUUUUCGAUCAUCAUAUAGUGUAUAAUAGAAUUUUCAUGUCGGUUCUAUAGCGAUAAGCUUAGUGAUAGAUAUUUGACAAAUGAAAGGGAGCACGCCGUUGGAAGCACAGGCGCCAGGGCAGCAUAGCUCUAUGUGUUUGUUAUACAGAUGUUGGGAUGAAUAUCCCGGGAAUCAUUAAAAGAAGUUCACCAUCCAGAAACGCC